Molecule: messenger RNA, 537 nt
Organism: Ascochyta rabiei
Lineage: Eukaryota; Fungi; Ascomycota; Dothideomycetes; Pleosporales; Didymellaceae
Product: Adenylate kinase
Exons: 2
Coding region: 1-537 (178 amino acids)
Cellular component (GO): cytoplasm; nucleus
Molecular function (GO): ATP binding; AMP kinase activity; ATP hydrolysis activity
Source: RefSeq, a predicted model, not a curated record
AUGGCGCGCAAGAACCCCAACAUCAUCAUCACUGGCACACCCGGUGUAGGCAAGACAACACACACAGAGCAGCUGGCAAGGGCAACAGGACUCAAGCAUGUUUCCGUCAACCAGAUUGUCAAAGACGAAGGGUUCCAUGAGGGCAAGGAUGAGGAGACGGGGAGCUGGAUUGUCGACGAGGACAAGCUCCUAGACUACCUCGAAGAACGCAACAUAUCGGAAGAAGGCGGUAACAUCCUCGACUGGCACGCCUGCGAUCUUUUCCCCGAGCGCUGGAUUGAUCUCGUCAUUGUCCUGCGCUGCGACUCUACCGUGCUCUACGAUCGCCUCACCGCCAGAGGGUAUAAGGACAAGAAGCUCGAUGAGAACAUGGAUAGCGAGAUCAUGCAGGUUCUGCUUGAUGAGGCGCGGGAGGCGUACAAGGAGGAGAUUGUCGUUGAGCUGCGGAGCGAUAGUGCGGAUGAUGUGGACGGGAAUCUGGAGAGGAUUGAGCAGUGGAUUGAAAACUGGAAGAAGGAUCGCAAGGACGAGGAGUAA